Salarias fasciatus (jewelled blenny) is the source of this 1612-nucleotide messenger RNA. RefSeq names its product OTU deubiquitinase 6B (gene otud6b). Gene Ontology annotation, molecular function: cysteine-type deubiquitinase activity. Gene Ontology annotation, biological process: protein deubiquitination. The transcript is spliced from 8 exons. Lineage: Eukaryota; Metazoa; Chordata; Actinopteri; Blenniiformes; Blenniidae. Bases 162 to 1055 code for a protein of 297 amino acids. The record is from RefSeq and is a predicted model, not a curated record.
CACAUCCUCUUCUCUUCCGGCUGAGGCCAUAACAGCACGUUUUAUUCAUUCUGGGCUGUUUGUAUUUUUAUCCCGUGCUACUCAUGGUCCGUAUUUUUAACCACUGACGCCGCGACGGUCAUAGUCUCCAUUUACAGGCGUUCAUAGAACAAACUGAAGACAUGGAGGAAGUGGAGACAGCGGAGGAGCUGCUGGCAAAGCAGCACCGCAAGGAGAAGAAGGACCUGCAGGCUAAAAUCCAGAGCAUGAAAAAUGCAGUUCCCAAAAAUGACAAGAAAAGGAGGAAGCAGCUGACGGAGGAGGUUGCCAAGCUGGAGGCAGACCUCAGUCAGAAGCAUGAGGAGGAACUGAGGCAACUCAAGUCUGAAACUGACACAAAGGUGGAAGUGGUGAUGAAUGGAAUGGAGACCAUGAAAGUUGAAGGUGAAGAGCAAGAAGAGGCCAGACAGCCACGAGUCACCAAGGCCCAGAAGAGAAGAGACAAAAAGGCUGCUCAAGAAAAGGAGCGAGAGAGCAGGAUAGCAGAGGCCGAGGUGCAGAACCUGCAGGGCGUGAGGCACCAGGAAGGUUUGAAGCUCGCUCAGAAACUGGGCGAGCUGAAGCUUCAGAUCAAGGAGAUCCCUUCUGAUGGUCACUGCAUGUACCGGGCUGUUCAAGAUCAACUGGCCCAACAAUCAAAGCCAGAGUCGGCUCUGAGUGUGAAAGAGCUCCGAGCACGCACGGCUGAGCACAUGAGGAGCCAUGCCGACGACUUCCUGCCUUUCCUUACCAAUCCAGACACUGGCGACAUGUACACAACAGAUGAGUUUGAGAAAUACUGCAGCGAUCUGGAGCAUACAGCUGCUUGGGGAGGGCAACUGGAGCUACGAGCUUUGACGAAAGUUCUUCAACUGCCAAUCGAAGUGAUCCAGGCUGACUCUCCCACUAUAAAAAUUGGAGAGGAAUAUGACAGUGAGGCCAUCACUCUUGUCUACAUGCGUCACGCCUACGGUCUCGGGGAGCACUACAACACGGUGGAGCGGCUAAAGGACCCGGCCAACGCGGAGGACAGCUGAGAAACAAUCCGCUGUUGGCUUGAUUUAAACCUGUGUGUGUGUCACGGAGAAAGCGCCCAGACCUCUUAACACAAAGGACAUUUAAAUGCCGGCAUAUUCGAAAGGUGACCCCAUUUCUGAGACAUAAUGAAGCUCCUUUACAGACUGUCUGGCUGCUUUCAGAAUGGGUUUGGUGCUGAGUGAUCGGUCACGCUUUCAAAGUCGGAACAAAUGAGCGCGCAAGGUGAAAUCUUGAUAGAUAUCCCCAUUUCUGAAAAUAUUACCAUUGUGCUAAUGAAAUAUAGCCCAGAGCAGUGUUUGAUGUGUCACUUAUUUUACACGGGACACCCUUGAGUUAACCUAACGAACCCUUCAGGUUCCUCCUUUAGCCCGUUUUUAAUGAGUCGGAUACACCUGGACUGUAGACGACGUCGGAGCAGUUUUAAGAUGCAUGUCACCUCACCGUCUGUCAACAGUUAGGGUUAGUUCAUGUUUGAUGUUUUCAGCCCUCUUGAAAUGAACUGAAAGUGUUAAAACUUUUAUCAAUAAUAAUAAAAGAAAUGCUUUGGUGAAGCUGA